Messenger RNA from Fusarium sp. VM40, 729 nucleotides. Lineage: Eukaryota; Fungi; Ascomycota; Sordariomycetes; Hypocreales; Nectriaceae. The record is from the annotation of a GenBank genome assembly.
AUGGCCCUAGCAUAUCCGAACCCUUCUUCCUCGUGUACCUCCGAUGACAUUGAACUUCCACGGCAUGAUGGGCCCUUCGAGCCGCGUGCCCUGCAGGACGAGGAACAAAUCGAUCCGUGGGAGGAAGGCUUAGAAACUUUUCAUAUGUUCGCCCUGACUGUCAACAAGAUGAUUGGUAAUGGCAUUUACACAGCUCCGACUGCUUUCUACCUUAUGACAGGUAGCAAGAGUCUUACACUGGUCUUGUUUUGUGUUGGCGUUCUGUAUUGCUUGAUGGCCGGUUCUGCAUAUGACGGAGGUGAACUCGUCUACCUCGAUGAAAUCACGGCACACGUCACCCCUACUUCCACCGAUACGUCAGUCGUUCCGGUGCCUCAAGAGCACAACGAGGGGCUCAAUGAAGCUUAUGGGCGAUGGCCUGUUAGCGAAGCUCUUCAGCUUCAAGGAGAUAACAAAGGGGCUCAAAACUCAUGGGCCCGUCUUUAUGAGGCUGUCAUGAUCGUAACAAUUCUUUUCUACACACUCCUGAAUCUCGUUAUCCUCAUCAUCAACACCAUACCCGAAUAUGUUAGUUCAGACGGUACUGAGCAUGUGUUCCCGGGGUAUGGCUUUCCUGUCAUUGUGGCUUCCGUGAUAAUCAUCGGGACCGCAUAUUACGUGUUAUUCUUCGGUGCCGCUUAUCGCUACUACGAGCCCUUGCCAGCCAGUUCAGCAAUUAAGAGCGACUAG